Molecule: messenger RNA, 788 nt
Organism: Ceratitis capitata (Mediterranean fruit fly)
Lineage: Eukaryota; Metazoa; Arthropoda; Insecta; Diptera; Tephritidae
Product: 5-hydroxyisourate hydrolase
Exons: 3
Coding region: 187-675 (162 amino acids)
Biological process (GO): purine nucleobase metabolic process
Molecular function (GO): hydroxyisourate hydrolase activity
Source: RefSeq, a predicted model, not a curated record
AAUGCUGUUCAUGAAUGCAAUUUUCAGUAAGAAAAUUUAGUAUUGAAAGCAAAACCUACAUGACGGAAGCUAGUAAAUAAUCAAGCUCUAAUUCAAGGUAGAAAGGAUUUUUGUGGUAAAUAAUUCAAACGCAUUCCCAUACAAUCUCCCACUGAAGAUAAACAAUAAAGAAAAUAUAGAUUAAAAAUGAAGAUAAGUCCAACGCUCAUAUUGUCACUCAGUAUUUUCUUCAUAAGAUUUCAUAAUACAAUGAGCAGUAACUGGGAACGGGUUCGUCUUCGUGUCGAGACUAAAGAGGGCCUCGACCCGGUUACCAAUAAUACUGUCAGCGCCGAUGUACGAACCAUUUCCGCUCACAUAUUAGACACCACAUUGGGCCAGGCUGCAGCCAAUGUGAAUAUUACAAUUUACCGCCUAGAAGGCGAAAAUCAAUGGGAAAAAUUGAAUAAGGCACGAACGAAUCAAGAUGGUCGAGUAAGUCAGCUAGUGAGCGGAGUUCAAUACAAAGCCGGCAUUUACAAGCUACAUUUUGAUGUUGGGCCUUAUCACGCAGAACGUGGAGUUAAGAGUUUUUAUCCAUUCAUUGAGAUUGUCGUGCAGUGUGAACAGGAUCAACACUAUCAUAUACCGUUACUUUUGAACCCAUUCGGUUAUACAACCUAUCGAGGUACUUGAAGGGUGUAUGAUGAAGCUGGCAUAAAUAAAAUUAAAUUUCCAUUAAUUUUUUUUUUAUAACUGAUGAAAUGGGCAGUAAAUAAACAAAGUAUAGCGUGUGUGCUGUGUAUAAA